GUAAUUUUUAAAAGUUGAGGAUGCAGCAAAGCAUUUCAACUACUUAAAUAAAGAACUCAAGUAUUCUUGAGAAAGUGCAGCACACAUUGGCUAUUGUAUAAAAUUAGAUCGCGGCAAAACUAAAAUGGACGGCUCUGGGCUUUUAAAUUGUGAGUUAAUGAACCUUGUCAAGAAACGGGUAGCUUGCAGAGACAGAAUUGUUGAACUGUAUGAUAAGCAUACCAAGGAAAAACUUAACAAGAUGAAAAGUGAUGAAAGUUGUAUAGCUACAAGUCACGAACAACAUUGUGAUAAUUUAUGCCUCCCAAUGCUUGAUAUUCCACCAAGCGUUGUACGUAUAAAUGACAUAACUGAGGUAUGUUCGUUAACCAAGUCGGCUAUCGUCCAGGAAGAGGAAUCGCUUAUUCGUCAAUUAAAAGCAAUAAACGAUUUUGAAUGUCACAACGACGGGUUGUCACCCUGACUAGCAGUUUAUCUAUAAUUCGCUGGCCGACCGUGGUCUUCAAAAUUUGUUGUCAAGCCUUUUCCAUCUGGUAUGACCAACUGACGUACGCACAGUUGAUGUUGUGGUACUACCUUAUCUACCAACAGCGACCAAGAUUACCGUGUACUUAUGUUAUUCUGAAGUUCAUAAGUUUGGUAUGUACGUGUGAUCACUUUGUACUUUCAAGUUCGUUGGACCUAAUAAAAUUAUGAAUACA
Messenger RNA from Schistosoma rodhaini, 701 nucleotides. NCBI's taxonomy places the organism in Eukaryota, Metazoa, Platyhelminthes, Trematoda, Strigeidida, Schistosomatidae. The record is from the annotation of a GenBank genome assembly.